Salvia hispanica is the source of this 1829-nucleotide messenger RNA. RefSeq names its product adenylosuccinate synthetase, chloroplastic-like. Gene Ontology annotation, molecular function: GTP binding; adenylosuccinate synthase activity. NCBI's taxonomy places the organism in Eukaryota, Viridiplantae, Streptophyta, Magnoliopsida, Lamiales, Lamiaceae. Gene Ontology annotation, biological process: IMP metabolic process; 'de novo' AMP biosynthetic process. The record is from RefSeq and is a predicted model, not a curated record. Gene Ontology annotation, cellular component: cytoplasm.
AAUAUCUAGCAACAGGGAAGAAGAAUCACAUGGUAGUGGAAGACUAUAUCUGCAAUUCACUUCCUCUCUAACCCUCGCUCCUCUCUCCUUCCCCUCCACCAUGACCAUGAAUCUCUCCUCCUCCACCUCCUUAUCUUCCGCCACGCGGAUGUGGAACGCUACGCUCUACGGCGGGUCCCACCCCCAUCCCCAAUUCACUCUCUCGCUUCCCACCCACAAGCUGCACAAGGCGAUCAUCUGCUCCGCCGCUGCGAAGAGCGUCUCUGCCGUGAUUGACCAAGGACUCGGUGAGUCUCGAUUGGAAUUGACCCGAAUUGCAGAUCUCAGUCACGUCUCCGGCGUGCUAGGCUGCCAAUGGGGGGACGAGGGCAAAGGAAAGCUCGUUGAUAUUCUCGCUCAGCACUUCGACAUCGUUGCUCGCUGUCAGGGUGGAGCUAAUGCCGGCCACACAAUUUACAAUUCAGAGGGCAAAAAGUUUGCACUUCAUCUCGUUCCCUCUGGAAUUCUUAAUGAAGAAACAGUCUGUGUGAUUGGUAAUGGAGUUGUGGUGCAUCUGCCAGGGUUCUUUAAGGAAGUGGAUGGGCUUGAAGCCAAUGGAGUCUCUUGCAAAGGAAGAAUACUUGUGUCUGACCGUGCUCACCUGCUGUUUGAUUUUCAUCAAGUUGUGGACGGGCUUAGGGAAGCCGAACUUGCUAAGUCAUUUAUUGGCACCACCAGGAGAGGCAUUGGCCCUUGCUAUUCAAGCAAGGUUAUUCGGAAUGGCUUAAGAGUAAGUGACUUGAGGCAUAUGGAUACAUUUCCUCAGAAGCUAGAUAUUCUAUUAUCUGACGCUGCUUCAAGAUUCAAGGGUUUUUACUAUACCCCUGAAAUGCUCAGGGAACAAGUUGAACAAUAUAAGAGGUUUGCUGAGAGGUUGGAACCUUACAUUACUGAUACUGUGCAUUUCAUGAACGAUGCCAUAUCUCGGAAACAGAAGAUUUUGGUAGAAGGUGGUCAGGCAACCAUGCUGGAUAUAGAUUUUGGAACUUACCCUUUCGUAACUUCUUCUAGUCCAUCUGCUGGAGGAAUCUGCACCGGUCUCGGUAUUGCUCCUAGAGUCCUUGGUGAUCUUAUAGGCGUGGUGAAAGCAUACACAACACGAGUUGGAUCAGGUCCUUUCCCAACAGAAAUACUGGGUAAAGGCGGCGAUCUUCUUAGGUUUGCUGGACAGGAGUUUGGCACCACUACUGGCCGCCCUCGUCGUUGUGGCUGGCUGGACAUAGUUGCACUGAAAUAUUGUUCUCAGAUAAAUGGGUUUUCGUCUCUGAACCUCACCAAACUCGAUGUAUUGUCUGAUCUACCCGAAAUCCAGUUGGGUAUUUCUUACAAGCUACCUGAUGGCUCAAUAGUCAAUUCAUUCCCCGGAGAUCUUCGUCUUCUGGAGCAGAUCCAAGUCGAAUACGAGGUUAUGCCUGGCUGGCAGGUCGAUAUUUCUUCCAUCAGAGAGUACUCGCAGCUACCAAAGGCAGCUCGUGACUACGUAGAGAGGAUAGAAGAGCUCGUAGGUGUACCCGUUCACUACAUAGGCGUCGGACCAGGCCGGGAUGCCCUCAUAUACAAGUAAAGUCUUUUCCUUGUGAAGAGUAAUCUCUCCCUUGGAAAUUUCUGCCACCCUGAUUGAGGGCUGAUUCUCUGAGUUGUUUCAUAAAAAUCUUAAAAAUGUUUGAUUUGCUGACGUGAAAUUUGUGUAGAUUUCUCCUCAAAUUUGUAGUUUGUAUCGUCACAUCCUAAGCUCCGUAAUUAAAGACAGUUUUCAAUCAGCCUUUGAUUGGAAAUUAAUUAGAAAUCAA